Messenger RNA from Orbicella faveolata, 2023 nucleotides. Its product is annotated as histamine H2 receptor-like. NCBI's taxonomy places the organism in Eukaryota, Metazoa, Cnidaria, Anthozoa, Scleractinia, Merulinidae. Gene Ontology annotation, biological process: G protein-coupled receptor signaling pathway. The record is from RefSeq and is a predicted model, not a curated record. Gene Ontology annotation, molecular function: G protein-coupled receptor activity. Gene Ontology annotation, cellular component: plasma membrane.
GCAGAUUUAGUGAUAACUAUUACCAGUUAUUAUUAUUAUGGUCUUUACAAUUUGAAGUACAAUUCAAAAACAUUAUUUAUGUAAGCAGACCCCGGACCCAUCUCAAAUUUCCAAAACGCACCACACGAGACCACGUAAAUGACACCAGUAUACGUAUCGCUCGAUUUGAAGUUUUAGCUGCGAGCUUCGAGCUAAAUAUGUUAUUUAUUUCAAAACCACAAUACUGUUGAUUUCUAGAGCCAAAACUUUUUAAGAACUUAGCAGCUGCUUUAUUCAAUUAUUAAUUACGUUAAUCCCAUUUCCCGACUUACUAAAUUUUUCCUUGUCAAAUUAAAACUACCGCAAAACACGUGGGAGGGCUUGGAAAAGAACUUAUGCCUUUCAAAAUUAUAUCAUAUGAUGUAAUGAUACCGAUAAGAUUUAUAUACAUAUUGGAUCUUGUCUCUAUAAUGCAAAACACAGUGGAUUUCUUGCUAUUUACAGAUCAAAACAGUGUAAAAUUUAACGGUGGUAAACCAUAAUUGAAGAAGGAGAAUUGCACCUUUUCUUGUUGAAACUUCCGGUUUCUCCACACAGUUCAGGAUCUGCAUGAACAGAGCAUCGGGCCACAGCAGGGAUAUUAAACCAAAUUUCGUUGCCUCAAUUCGGGUUGUAACUGGAGUAAGUAUGGAUAACAACACCUCGUCUUCAGGUGUUCAACAGCAACCUAACUAUGGUGUCAAAGCGUUAUCCAAAGUUCUUCCUGUUGCCAUAGCAAUAACUUUGAUUAACGGACUAGUGUUCGUCAUUUUCUACAGAAGGAAAGCCCUCCGUACGACAUCUAACUACUUACUACUGAGUCUAGCGAUAUGUGACUUCUUGACAGGAACAAUCAACAUUCCAUACUUCAUUCUUUUCUCUUCCUAUGUUGAACCACUAGCCACGUCAGCAAUUUUUUUUUAUGGUAUGUAUAUCCUGCACAAUCUUAUGGCCGUAUCAGCUGCUUAUCACAUACUCGCCAUAACCGCGGAAAAGUAUUUAGCAAUUGUCAGACCACUCAGGCACUACUUGGUAACCAAGAAAACUGUGUGGAAAAUUUUGGUGGGAAUCUGGAUCACGUCUGCGUUCAUUGCUGUCAUACCUAUCUCUUGGAAUGAAAGUAAAUCAAAGGUUACGUGGUACAUUAUCCAUGCCACAUUGUGCAUUGUCUUGGUAUUCCUUGUCCCGUAUACAUUUAUGAUUUAUGCAUUCACGGCCAUGUUCAAAGUGAUUGUCAAGAGAAAACGGCCGUCAAUUAAUAGAAAAUCAUCAAGAUUGCAACGGAAAAACAUCAGUGACCAAAAAUGUGUCUUAGUUUUUGCAUUGAUGGCGGCAAUAUUUGUAGUUUGUUGGCUGCCAUACUUUAGUCUCACGCUAGCAACGUACGUCAAACGUUCCCUCGAGCUCAAGUCAGGCAGUUCAGCAUUAAUGGAAAAAGCUGUCGAAGUAAUCGUUAUUAUUCGAUACAUGACAUCCAUCACCAAUCCUCUGCUCUACACGUUUUUUAAACGCGACUUCAGGCUGGCCUUACGAAAACGUCCCCUAAAAUAUGGAUCCACUACCAUUCCAUUAAGGAGCACAUCGAAAUAAAUAAGUCAAUUCUUCUUUUCUUAGCCGAAAAAUUACACGAGUUCUACUGGCAGCAGAAAAGAAUCACUGGUAAUUAAGAAACUGCGAUACACAAACGAGCACUGGGAACGACGUAAAUGUACAUGCAUUUGACAUAACUUCCACAUAAGUACAAAGCGAUCUGAACGGUAUAAAAGAGCCUGUUACUAAUCAGGGGAAGUGUAACAUGUUGAAAAAUGGCAUCAGAGGCAAAGACAUGAAAGAAACUGUCAUUGCCUACGUCGACGACGAUUGCAAAGUCUGAUGAUGACGAUAUGAAAUAAUUCGAUGAUGGUGAUGAUUAUUUACUGUUGUAUAUAUUGUUAGAAAACAGUACUAAGAAAAUACGCACGCUGAUUGGUUAAAAAUCAUGUUUCUGUAACUCGAUGGAAACACA